AUGGCUGUCACGGAAUAUAGCCAAAGGCCUCAUUCUUAUGCCUUGGCUGCACUUGAAGAUAGGUUCGAAGUGAUCAAGGAGAUUGGAGAUGGAAGUUUCGGAAGCGUUGCUUUGGCAAGAGUGAGAGCCAAUGGCGCCAGUGUGGCUCGCCGGAACUCAAUGGUCGCUAUUAAAACCAUGAAGAAGACCUUCGACUCCUUUGCGCCAUGUCUGGAACUCCGCGAGGUCAUAUUUCUACGGACACUUCCCUCCCAUGCUCAUUUGGUACCCGCGUUGGACAUCUUCUUGGAUCCCUUCAGCAAGAAACUUCAUAUCUGCAUGGAGUAUAUGGACGGAAACCUGUAUCAAUUGAUGAAAUCCCGGGAACACAAAUGCAUGGACGCCAAGAGCGUCAAGAGCAUCCUCUACCAGAUUCUUUCAGGUCUUGACCACAUCCACGCUCACCAUUUCUUUCACCGAGACAUCAAACCGGAAAAUAUCCUUGUCACCACUUCAGCACCUCACGACUCACAGUCAGCCUUCAGCAGAUACUCCUCGCUGGUCACUCCGCCUGCUACACCGCCAGCUUAUUCCAUUAAAAUCGCCGAUUUUGGCUUGGCCCGGGAGACCCACUCAAAGUUGCCCUACACUACAUACGUCUCAACUCGAUGGUACCGAGCGCCCGAAGUUUUACUUCGAGCUGGCGAGUACUCAGCACCCGUCGACAUCUGGGCCAUUGGAGCGAUGGCAGUUGAAGUGGCUACUCUCAAACCUCUAUUUCCUGGAGGCAAUGAGGUAGACCAGGUCUGGCGGAUUUGUGAAGUUAUGGGUAGCCCAGGAAACUGGUAUACCAAGACCGGUACCAGGGUAGGGGGCGGUGAAUGGAGAGAAGGGACGAAAUUGGCCCAAAAGUUGUGCUUCUCUUUCCCAAAGAUGGCGCCCCAUGCCAUGGAAACCAUCCUACAACCACCUCAAUGGCCCGUGUCAUUCAGCAACUUCGUGACCUGGUGUCUGAUGUGGGAUCCCAAAAACCGACCGACGUCCAAACAAGCUAUGGAACAUGAAUUCUUCCUCGACGCCGUCGAUCCGCUUCGACCCAAGUCCUCGUCACGCCUGCUCGGCCGGAAACACUCCGACCUGAGUUUCAGGUCAAAGGACGCGGCCGAGACACCCACCGUCACAUCUAAGCCUUCCUGGUUUCGAAGAUCGCUUAUUGCUCGAGAGAGCGCACCCGCUGUCCCUCAGCACACUUCGGAACCCAAGGUUACACAGCAAGAACCCGAGAGCUUGGUCAGCAGACUUCGACCGCAAGCGAGUAAACGUGCGACGUGGACCAAUGGCACGGGUCCGACUGGUGCUGCACCAAUGCCCAUCCUGCCAUCGAUCCGCCCUAUCUCCCCGUUGCCCAACGCUGUUACUGCCCAAGCAAGUUCGUCAUUCACAUCGCAGCCAGAGUCGAAGCCCAACUCGUCUAAACCGAUUGAGGAGAAGUCAAAGAAAAUUGGCAGGCAGCUAUCGAUUAAUUCAAAUGGCAAUCAUUAUGCAGAGAUUCAUCGUCAGGAAGCAGAGCGAGCUUUGAAUGCAAACAGUGGCCUAGUGUCUCCACCCAGUGGCCACAAAGAGAGUUUCUUCUCGCACCUGCGGAAACGUGCCAGACGGUUUUCCGGCAGACACGGACUGGCGUCUCCAAAUGGUGAUGAUGUUGAGGCCAAUGCCGCAAAUGUGCCGUGGUCGAACAGAUCAUCGCUCAUGGUCGACAGUGUCAUCCCCGAGGGGAACAACGACUUUUCAGAUCUUGACAAAAUCUUGCAGAAUGUUCGGUACAGCCUCGAUCGAGCCGAACCAGAAACUUUACGCAGGAAAUCAUCCAUCGAGGUGGUGUCCAAUUCAGGAACGCUGAAACGGACACAUUCAGUCCCUCGAUCUCAAGGCAGCCGAUCAAGUGAGAAUCUUUCACAGACUCCCGCUCCAACGAACAAUCGUUCGCGUCGUCCUUUGCAAAUCAACCAGUAUGAAACUCCUGAAGAAGCUGACGAGCUGUUGGACGAGGCUCUUCGGUCCGCUCAUCGCGCGGUUCGGCGCCUGGACUCAACCGUCUACCCGAAAGACCAGGCGCAGCGAACCGCAUUGGCACAGAAGGAUUAUAACCGACAGUCAUUACCGCAAUUACCAAGCAACCCAGCACUACACGGCGCCUACCUUACGCCGUCACCAUCCGCCAAGAGGAAUGGCGUCCAGUUUAACGCCGCUGCUGGAUCUCAAGCUGAGCCAUUGACCAUCACCAAGAAACGAACCGAGUAUGAACACGCUCCUUCCCAUUGGCCAACGCCGCCAUACGAGGAGAACGAAUGGGCAUCUGCAGCUGCCAACAGCAUAUUCGCAGCGGGACAGAUGUUUCGAUAA
Messenger RNA from Fonsecaea multimorphosa CBS 102226, 2382 nucleotides. RefSeq lists its product as uncharacterized. NCBI's taxonomy places the organism in Eukaryota, Fungi, Ascomycota, Eurotiomycetes, Chaetothyriales, Herpotrichiellaceae. Gene Ontology annotation, biological process: intracellular signal transduction; protein phosphorylation. The record is from RefSeq and is a predicted model, not a curated record. Bases 1 to 2382 code for a protein of 793 amino acids. The transcript has 3 exons. Gene Ontology annotation, molecular function: ATP binding; protein serine/threonine kinase activity. Gene Ontology annotation, cellular component: nucleus; cytoplasm.